CCUGUUGGAGUGUCACAGUUUGCUGGCGCUUAUCUUGGCCAAGCCACCAGAAAAAGUACGAACCACGCGCUGUACGAGAUCUGGGAUUUCUUCAUUUAUACGCGUGGCUGACAUAAUAAUCGAAAGAUGUUUGUAAACUAUGAUGGCUGCCGUUAAAAAACAUUGAGAAUGUUUCUCGAUCGAUAUUAUCGUCGUCGUCGCUGGAUUGUGGGUGGUACUUUGGUGUCUAUUGCUGUCAUAACGAUGAUGCUAGUCCCUCCCCCUAGGGCGAUCCCUCUGUUUUUCACUGAGAAUGUAACCCAGACGAGAAGAGAAACCGAUGAAGUUACAGGGCUCAAGAAAGCAGAAACAGAAUCUAUACAAAACCCAAGCUUCACUCUCAAGGAACCACAGAUGUUAAGCACUCCACCGCCCACACCGAGCAUAUUUACUUACGUAGAAGAACCUCCCGUUGAAAACGAAAUGAAGAGGUUCAUGACGGCGCUUUCAACGCAGGGGGCUGUUUGCUCUGACGUACGUCGAAUAGGAGGCUUACCGCAAGGUCCUCACGGAGCCCCUCGUCCGCUUGGCCCUGAUGGGAUGUGGUAUGUUUGUUUUGACGAGGAGGUUCAUUUAGAGUCCGGGUCUUGUAUCGUUUAUUCCUUUGGAACAGGGGAUGACUUUUCCUUUGAUGAAAAAAUGGUCGAACAUGGCUGCAGGGUGUUUGCUUUUGAUCCCUCCAUGGGAAAAGAAGACCAUAACCAUAGUGCUGGCGUAAUGUUCUAUAACCUAGCCCUGUCAGACGAGAAUCUCGAAGGACAAAAGGAUCCUCCCCCUAUUAAUCCAUUUGACAGGAAUGGAUGGAAGACAAGAACGCUAGACGCCAUUUUACAGGAACUAGGUCAUGAUAAGAGAGAAAUUGACAUUCUAAAGAUGGACAUUGAAUCUGAUGAGUGGAAGUGCUUACGUCAUAUGCUUAGCCAAGGCACUUUGUUGCGUCACGUGAGACAGCUCGACGUAGAAUAUCAUGUGAUCAUGCUAACACCAGAAGCGCUGAGGCAGUACUACAGUAUAGCAAAGUGGCUCGAGAGACAAGGAUUCAGAAUAUUUCAUUCCAGAAGAAAUCCUUACUGCCAGGAGUGCUGGGAAAUGUCAUAUAUUAACUCUAACUUAGUGAAAUUGACACCAAAUUAA
This is a messenger RNA of Pocillopora verrucosa, 1173 nucleotides long. RefSeq names its product probable methyltransferase-like protein 24. Lineage: Eukaryota; Metazoa; Cnidaria; Anthozoa; Scleractinia; Pocilloporidae. The record is from RefSeq and is a predicted model, not a curated record.